Colossoma macropomum (tambaqui) is the source of this 1821-nucleotide messenger RNA. It is a transcript of the gene ahsga, whose product is annotated as alpha-2-HS-glycoprotein 2. The coding region runs from base 16 to 1320 and encodes 434 amino acids. Lineage: Eukaryota; Metazoa; Chordata; Actinopteri; Characiformes; Serrasalmidae. Gene Ontology annotation, cellular component: blood microparticle; extracellular matrix; extracellular region. The transcript has 7 exons. Gene Ontology annotation, molecular function: cysteine-type endopeptidase inhibitor activity. Gene Ontology annotation, biological process: negative regulation of endopeptidase activity. The record is from RefSeq and is a predicted model, not a curated record.
AAAUGGGAAAAGUUUAUGUUUGAUUUUUCACAGAACCCUCCGGCUGAGACACCCCGACACCCCCUCAUCCUGUUGCCUGAAGCUGCCCACGCAGUUUGCACAACGUUGGUCCGAAGCGUUCAUAUUUACCCUGCCCAUGUGAGGAAGGGUAAAGUGCAGGGUAUAAAUGGCAAGCAGGCCAUGCACCGGGUCACCUUUACUCAACAAGUGCAGCUGAGUAGCACCAAGGCUUUUACCGCAGCUCUCCUGAUGAAGCUCCAGGCUACCCUCGCUGUCCUCGGCCUCCUGCUGGUGGGCUCCUGGGCCAAGCUGCCACCGCUGCCCAACGUCACCCUGCCGUCCUGCCACUCCCCGGAGGCCCAUGAAGGCGCACAGGCGGCUCUAGACUUCAUCAACAGCCAGCACACUCAUGGCUACAAGUACGCCCUGAACCAGAUCGAGGACAUCAAGAUCUACCCCAGGCCUGAUGGGACAGAGGUCUACAAGAUGGAGCUGGAGUUCCUGGAGACUAAGUGCCAUGUUCUAGACCCCACAUCCGCAGCUCUGUGCCCAGUUAGAACCAAGCAAGAAACGGCAGUGGAGGCCGACUGCGACGUGGCUCUCUCCAAAGCCGCCGGCGUCCUGUCUGUCGUUGCGUUCAAGUGUAAAACAGAAACAGAGACUCCUGAUUUCCCCUGUGCUGGCUGCCCUUACCUCAUUCCAUUUAAUGACACUGAUGCCGCUCAGCUGAUCAAAGCCUCACUGGACGACUACAACAGAAAUAACACCUCCAAUGCUGUUUUUGAACUUCUUGAGGUCGGACGACUGUCAUCUCAGAUCGUGGGAGGUGGGUCCAAAAUCAGAGCAGAAUUUGCCAUCAUUGAAACCAACUGCACAGCUAUUGAUGACGGUGUCUGUGUCCCUCUGCACCACACUGUUGCUCGCCACGGCUUCUGUCUUUCUGAAGGUUUGGAUCUUGGUUUGACAGUUAACUGCCACAUCUUCAGUCCCCUGAGUCAAGUUGUGGACCCGAACGUCAAUGCUAGUGUUCCUUCUGCACAGCCUCCGGUUCUCCUGCAUGCUCACACCUCUGGACCUGGUUACUCACCCACCAUCCACGCCCUCAAACACCACAAGCUGACGCCUCUUCACGACCCCACGGCCAGCGGCCUGGUCUCUGCAGAGUCUGCUGAGUCGCUGGAGGCUUCGGUGGUCGUACCCGCUGCCCCCAUCGUGAAGAGGGAUGUAGCCCCAAUAGUGGUCGGCACACAGCCUGCAGACGCACCAGUGGCUGGGCCCAUAGCGCUUGUCCGGUGCCCAGGGAGGGUCAUACAUUUCUGAGCCAGUCGCACUUUAAGACUACAGUCAAAUUACUUGCGUUAGUUCUAACGUAUAUAUUUACAUAUAUAUCCAAUAUUUCUGUCACAUGCAUGAUCAACAUGUGAUACUUUAUGAUGACCACCGUGAUAUGGGCAUGUACAGUGACAUAAAACUAUAUAUAUUCUAAUCUGGUCUUAUUAUGGUACCCUGACCAUGUGUUUGAACAAUAAAGUGUCACAUUAAUACGAAAAUUUGGAUUCGUCCCACUUCAACUCUGUAACAUGAACAUAGUCUUAGUGUGUAUCUAAGCCAUACAUCUGGCCUUUCAAGGGUUUGUUGGAGUUCUGAGGUCAACAACUGGCUGAAAACUGGGCCAUAAUCCUGACUCAUUUUGGGAUGACUGUUUUAUCCUGCAUGAUCAAACAGUUCCCACUUCAAAUGGUGCUAAAGACUAUGUAGCCCAGCUGUAGGCCAUGUAUCACCUGUACCAUUUUAAUGUAAUAAAUGACCUUCAGUCUCAGA